Molecule: messenger RNA, 2711 nt
Organism: Entelurus aequoreus (snake pipefish)
Lineage: Eukaryota; Metazoa; Chordata; Actinopteri; Syngnathiformes; Syngnathidae
Product: chloride anion exchanger-like
Exons: 21
Coding region: 216-2483 (755 amino acids)
Biological process (GO): transmembrane transport
Cellular component (GO): membrane
Molecular function (GO): sulfate transmembrane transporter activity; chloride transmembrane transporter activity; oxalate transmembrane transporter activity
Source: RefSeq, a predicted model, not a curated record
AGCCGGGCAGCGCAGGGACCUCAUCAUAAUUACUGUUAAUAAUUACAGUCGGUAAUAACGACAGUAGAUUAUGAAUGGUUAAAAAUGAGGCGGCGGCUGCAGAUGCCUUCCAAAUACUGGAGGAAGAAGGUAGAAGUUUGGAUUAGGAGUCAAUCAGAGCCUCAUAGAGGAGAAGAAGAAGGAGCAGGAGGUCCUCCAAGGCACCAGAAGCAGCCAUGGUGAAGCAAGCAGGGCUCAAGGAGUACCUGGUCGCUCGCUCUCUGUACUCGGAGGAGACCUUUGCAGAGGAGCAUGAGAAGGUCUACAGGCACCACAAGACCGGCUUGGAUCACCUCAAGCAGUACUUCACGUGUGACGCCAGACGUGCCAAAAAUGCGGUUCUGUCCCUCCUGCCAAUCAUCGGCUGGAUGAAAAUCUAUCGCAUCAAAGAGUGGCUUCUUAGCGAUAUCGUGUCGGGCAUCAGCACUGGACUCGUCGCCGUCCUGCAAGGGUUGGCGUAUUGUCUCCUGGCGUCUCUUCCACCCUGGUAUGGUCUCUUCUCUGCGUUCUUCCCUGUGGUCCUUUACUUUUUCCUGGGAACCUCUAGGCACAUCUCAGUAGGUCCAUUCCCGGUGUUGUGUUUGAUGAUUGGCUCGGUGGUCACCAGGCUGGUACCAGACGAAGGGCCGCCCGCUAACAUCACAGGUUUUGAAGGCCUGACCAAGGAUGAGCAGAGGGUGUUGGUGGCCUCGUCCGUCACUUUCCUGGCUGGCAUCAUGCAGCUGGCGAUGGGCGUCCUGCAGGUGGGCUUUGUGGUCAUGUACCUGUCCGACACUCUGGUGUCAGGUUUCACCACCGCAGCAGCCAUCCACAUCCUGGUGUCCCAGCUGAAGUUUGUGCUGGGCCUGCAGGUCCCAGGAAUCAGUGGACCACUCUCUAUUAUAUAUACUCUGGAGAUCAUCUUUGGUAAGAUACAGUCCACCAAUGUAUGCGACGUGGUCAUCUCCUUGGUCAUCAUGGUGGUUGUGUUCAUCGUGAAGGAGCUCAAUGACAGGUUCAAAGCCAAGCUGCCGGUUCCUAUUCCCAUCGAGGUCAUCAUGACGGUCAUAGCAUGUGGAGUCUCUUAUGCGUUUGACUUCAGGACAAAGUAUGGCAUCGAUGUUGUUGGACACAUUCCAAAGGGGUACGAGCCUCCAAUAGCUCCCAACGUGCACAUCUUCCAGGAGACCGCGAUGGAAGCGUUCCCAAUGGCCAUCGUUGGUUUUGCUGUGGCCUUCUCCGUGGCAAAGGUCUACUCCGUGAAACACGACUACACCAUAGACGGAAACCAGGAGCUGAUCGCUUUUGGAGUAAGUAACAUUUUCGGAGCGUCCUUCAAGUCUUUCGCAGCAAGUACAGCUCUUUCCAGGAGUGCUGUGCAGGAGAGCACAGGAGGAAAAACACAGAUAGCCGGUUUGCUAUCAGCUGUCAUCGUGAUGAUCGUAACCUUGGCCGUGGGAUUUCUACUGGACCCCCUGCCAAAGUCCGUGUUGGGUGCGGUGGUCAUCGUCAACCUGAAAGGCAUGCUAAUGCAGUUCCGUGAGGUCCCCUACCUGUGGAGGCGGGACAAGCCAGAUUGUGUGGUGUGGUUGGGCACCUGCAUCGCAGCCGUCUUACUGGGGUUGGACCUCGGGCUUGCAGCAGGUCUCGGUGUGGAACUUCUCAGUGUGGUCCUCAGGGCUCAGUUCCCUCGCUGCAGCGUCUUGGCCAACAUUAAGGGAACUGAUAUCUACAAGGACCGUAAGGACUAUGUUGACAUAUUUGAGCCAGAAGGAGUAAAAAUCUUCCGGAUCCCAUCACCGAUCUUCUUUGCCAACAUUGAGUUCUUCAGGAGCAAGCUGGUGGAAGCUGUUGGUUUUAAUCCACUGAGGGUGCUGAGGAAGCGUAAUAAAGCGCUGCGAAUGAUCCGGAAACAUGUAAAGAAAGGUUAUCUCCAGUGGACAUCAAAUGGGUUCCUAAACGUCUCAUGUGGACCCAUCAAAGAGGAUUCAGAGGCUGAAAACAACGUGGAAGACUUGGACCUGCCCACGGAUUUUAAGGACUUGCCUGCACGAAUCGACUGGAACGCCGCGCUUCCCGCCAACAUCACGGUUCCCAGAGUGGAUCUUCACAGUCUGGUCUUGGACUUUGCUGCUGUCUCCUUCCUGGAUGUCUCCGCUAUGAAGGGACUUAAAGCUGCACUAAAAGAACUGGUCCGGGUUGAAGUGGAUGUCUACAUCGUAGCUUGUGAUCCGUACAUCCUGGAAAAACUGCACCACUGCAGCUUCUUUGAUGAAGAACUUAAACCGUCUCUGUUCUUCCUGACGCUGCAUGACGCCAUGUUGCACAUCCUGGACAAACAUCCCGAGUGCACAAAGAAGAAAUCCAACUAUGACAAGAUUGUCACACAAGUCACAAUUCACAAUACUGGUGGAACUCUAAGGAGCAGAGAGAGAAAUGUACCAGAUCCAGAAACCAAGUUCUAACAUCUUACAGACUGCUUGCUUUUUAGAAAUGUUCUAAAAACGACCAAAGGACAACCCCAAAAAACAGUUUGUCGGAUCAACAAUGCACUUAUGCAACGACAAUCAAUAUGUAAACGUUCUAAAUGUAAGCAAGAUGUAAUUGCCAAGUGUAAUGUUUGUUUGCAUUUCAUAUUGUACAUAGACUAUUGCAAUGGAUUUUAUAUGCUUUAUAGUUAUGUACUGUAUAUA